Schizosaccharomyces japonicus yFS275 is the source of this 1377-nucleotide messenger RNA. RefSeq names its product prohibitin Phb2. Gene Ontology annotation, cellular component: mitochondrion; membrane; mitochondrial inner membrane. Gene Ontology annotation, biological process: mitophagy; substrate localization to autophagosome. Bases 382 to 1254 code for a protein of 290 amino acids. The record is from RefSeq and is a predicted model, not a curated record. Gene Ontology annotation, molecular function: mitochondrion autophagosome adaptor activity. Lineage: Eukaryota; Fungi; Ascomycota; Schizosaccharomycetes; Schizosaccharomycetales; Schizosaccharomycetaceae. The transcript has 4 exons.
CAUGCUUUCUUAAACUGGUUUUUUUUUAUUUUUUAUUUUUUUUUAUUUUUUUUGCGGAUUUUUUUUUUAUUUUCUAUUUAUUUUCUAUUUAUUAGAAUUGACACAUUCUAAACGGUAAAAGUCACCACCAUUGAAAACCUUAGAAACAGUAUUCGCAGCUCACUUCCUUGAAUAAAGAAGCUGUUUGUUUCUGUAGACUCUUCUUACACCUAGGUGCUGCUUCCGUAUAACAAUUUUUUGUUGUCUGCGGAUUCUGCUCAAUCGAUCUUUUUUCAUUUGUGAAGAACUUGCAGAGCGUUGACUGGUGAAAAACAACAAAGUUUGUCCUGUUGCUUAAUUAACAAGCAUUCUCAUUAUUCCCAGUGAUAAUUAAGGUUCAAGAUGGACCGUCGGAGUGCCGUGAAUGCGUUCCGGACUAUGAUGAAAGCUAAAGGACCUCAAGGUGCUCGUAGAGGAGCAACUGGAUUUGGACUGUUGGUCGCAAUUGCCCUGCUGGGUUAUGGUGCUCAGGUCUCGCUUUUCAAUGUUGAUGGUGGUCACAGAGCAAUCAAAUAUAGUCGGGUUAGCGGAAUCAAAAGUAAUGUGUUUGGUGAAGGUACCCAUUUCAAGAUUCCUUGGAUCGAAACUGCUAUUGACUAUGAUGUGCGAGCCAAACCAAGAAAUGUAUCCUCGCUUACGGGGACAAAAGACCUUCAGAUGGUGAACAUCAAUUGUCGUGUCUUAUCGCGACCCAAUGUUCAGGCAUUACCAAAAAUAUUCCGAACCCUAGGAAUUGACUAUGACGAAAGAGUUCUCCCCUCAUUAAUUAACGAAGUGUUAAAGAGUGUGGUUGCACAGUUCAAUGCAAGCCAACUCAUCACACAACGUGAGCGUGUUUCACGUUUGGUUCGUGAAAACCUGAUGAAACGUGCCGCUCGGUUCAAUAUUCUCCUUGACGAUGUGUCAUUGACUCAUGUUCAAUUUUCUCCCGAGUUCACUGUCGCUGUCGAAGCAAAACAAAUUGCACAACAGGAUGCACAAAGGGCCUCUUUCUAUGUCGACCGUGCCCGUAUGGAGAAGGAGGGAAAAAUUGUUCGUGCUCAAGGUGAAGGAAAAGCAGCUCAGCUUAUUGGCGAAGCUGUAAAAGACAAACCAGGUUUCAUUGAACUACGUAAGCUCGAAACCGCAAAGGAGAUUGCCCAAAUGCUUUCUGAGAGCGAUAAUAAGCUCAUUCUUAACAGCAACACACUCCUCUUGGAUCAAAACGCUAUCUAGGGCAACGUUACUCAAUUAGUAUUUAGCGUAAUAAUACACGAUCAGAAACCACUUCUUUUAUGAACAUAAUUUAUUAAUGUACGCAUAAAACCGUUUCCUUAUUGUAUUCUAUAAAACCUACUU